This is a messenger RNA of Syngnathoides biaculeatus (alligator pipefish), 5093 nucleotides long. RefSeq names its product transducin-like enhancer protein 1. The record is from RefSeq and is a predicted model, not a curated record. The transcript is spliced from 20 exons. Gene Ontology annotation, cellular component: nucleus; transcription regulator complex. Gene Ontology annotation, molecular function: transcription corepressor activity; protein binding. The coding region runs from base 1200 to 3554 and encodes 784 amino acids. Lineage: Eukaryota; Metazoa; Chordata; Actinopteri; Syngnathiformes; Syngnathidae. Gene Ontology annotation, biological process: regulation of DNA-templated transcription; negative regulation of canonical Wnt signaling pathway.
UACUUAAAUUGCCUGCACAGACAAAGCUUUUCGGAUCGUGACAGUUUGACCCUGGAACAGAUUGUUAAUUUUUUUUCCUCCAAUGGAGGGGGGGGGAGGAAAUUGUUUCUCUUUCACCUCAGAGUCGCGGGACCCCGAGAAUUGGAUGUAGGGAUGGGAAUUCGCAGCAACGCAGAUGAACUGUUUGAACAAGUUCAAAAGCGAUAUGAGAGAUGAUUUGUUUUGACACGUCUAAGUACGGUCACUAUUUACUAUUUGUGUGCGCGUGAGCGUGUGCGCAUGCGUGCGUUUGAGCCACGUUACUUUGAUUGACAUCCGACGCCGGCCCGCCCCCACUCCUCGCGCCGCCCGGAGAGGUUGCGCUCCCAUUGGCCAGAAACGGUGCAGCUCAACCCGGGCGUCGGGCGAGGCGAUUGGUCCGAGACGCGCUCCUCCCUCGCGCUCCCCCACGUGGAGAGCCGCCUCCGAUUGGCCGGAGAGGCUCCGCGGUGGGCCGUCCUCCAGUUUCGGUUGGCUUGGAGCGUGAAACCGCGUGAGAAAAGUUGCCAUUGAACGGGGGGGGAACUGCAAGCCGGACGGCGCAAGACUUCUCCGGCCAACCGCCGCCGCUUUGGAAGUAGUUGUUACCCAAAACCAACGUCGUAUUUCUUUUUGUUAUUAUUAUUAUUUGUUUACCAUCCGCUGCGAUGCGUCCGUCUUGAGCAAACGGGAGGUAACUAUAUCAAAAUUCACGAUUUGGCGGACGGUUCGAGUGAGUUAAGUGGAGGCUCUUCAGAGCAAUUAAGUCGGCGAGGAUUUUGUUACCGACGGAUACUUUUCCCCCCCACCGACCCGACCCGACCCUUCUUUCACUCGGAAUACACCGGAGCUAACCUCACAACAACAACAACAAAAAAGCCAGAAAACCCCUUUUUCACCUGGUUCUAACGAGCCGCCUCCCCCGGUGAAUUUUUCUGCCUCAUUUGCUGGAGGAUAAGGAAGGGGGGAAGAGAAGCGUGUUAAAAAGGCUCGCUCGGCUCCCGAAGUGUCGCUCCUCGUGCGGGAAGGACGACGGAUGGCUUGGUGAACCGGCGAACCACCUCGGAAGCACCGACCUCAUCCCCCCCCCCCCCCCAACCGAGAUUGGUGCCUCUCGAGGGGGGUGGGGGGCAUCGUGACGGAAGCGGGAGGACACCCCGUCCCCUCGUCCGGAGAUAACAAUGUUCCCCCAGGGGCGACACCCGACUCCCCACCAGGCUCCGGGUCAGCCCUUUAAAUUCACCAUCCCAGAAUCCCUGGACCGCAUCAAGGAGGAAUUCCAGUUCUUGCAGGCCCAAUACCACAGUCUUAAACUGGAGUGUGAGAAGCUGGCCGGUGAAAAGACGGAGAUGCAGAGACACUAUGUCAUGUACUACGAGAUGUCUUACGGCCUCAACAUUGAAAUGCACAAACAGACCGAGAUCGCCAAGAGACUCAACACCAUCUGCGCGCAAGUCAUCCCCUUCCUCUCGCAGGAGCAUCAGCAGCAGGUGGUCCAAGCGGUGGAGCGGGCCAAGCAGGUGACCAUGGCCGAGCUCAAUGCCGUCAUUGGGGUACGGGGACUGCCCGGCCUUCCACCUACGCAGCAUCUAUCACACAACCACGGCGGCACCCCAGUGCCCCUUACACCUCACCCCGCCGGCCUGCAUCCCUCUCAGCUCGGUGGUUCUGCCAGCCUGCUGGCACUCUCUGGAGCGCUCGGCGCCGUGCCCCCCCAUCUGGCAGGGAAAGACGCCGGCGAAAAGAAGCCCCACUUGUCCGGGCCUGACUCGCACACCGGAGGACCGGAGCACUUGAGAGAUCGGGAACCUGGCACAAGUAACUCUCUGCUACCCGAAGGCCUCCGCAACUCCGACAAGCGACGGAACGGACCCGACUUUUCAAACGACAGCAAGAAGCGCAAAGUGGAGGACAAGGACUCGAGCCACUACGAUAGCGACGGGGAGAAGAGCGAUGAUAAUUUAGUGGUGGAUGUCUCAAAUGAGGAGCAAGCUUCCCCUCGCGGCACGCCCCUACCGUCCCCAAGAGAGAACGGCUUGGAUAAAGCGCGCCUCCUCAAGAAAGACCCCUGCAGUCCCGCUUCGACCGCGUCGUCUGCCAGCUCCUCCUCCCUCAAAUCCAAAGAGAUGGCAUUGCGAGACAAAGCAGGCACCCCUGGGCUCAAGUCGAGCACGCCCACCCCAAGAGGGGAUUCCACCCCGGGGCCGAGCUCCACACCUGGUGUCCGGCCAAGCCUGUCAAAACCGCCCUCCAUGGAGAUCCCACAUCCACCUCCUGCAGGCCUCAGGACUCCUCUGGCGGUCCCCGGCCCGUACCCGGGCGCAUUUAGCAUGUUGCCCCACGCCGCGGGGAUGAACGGUGACCUGGCCGGGGCGGCCAGCGCCGCUGCCUACGCCGCCGGGUUGCACAACAUUUCGCCUCAGAUGAGCGCCGCCGCCGCCGCCGCUGCAGUUGCCGCGUAUGGCCGCUCGCCGAUGGUCGGCUUUGAUCCGCACCCUCACAUGCGGGUUCCUGGAAUGCCUCCCAGUCUGACAGGAAUUCCUGGUGGCAAGCCCGCCUACUCCUUCCACGUUGCGGCCGACGGACAAAUGCAGCCAGUGCCGUUCCCCCCCGACGCCCUGGUGGGCCCAGGUAUCCCUCGCCACGCCCGCCAGAUCAACACACUCAACCACGGGGAGGUGGUGUGCGCCGUCACCAUCAGUAAUCCCACGCGGCACGUCUACACGGGCGGGAAGGGCUGCGUCAAGGUGUGGGACAUCAGUCACCCCGGCAACAAGAGUCCCGUCUCACAACUCGACUGUUUGAACCGGGAUAACUAUAUCCGCUCCUGCCGGCUCCUCCCCGACGGCCGCACUCUGAUCGUGGGCGGCGAGGCCAGCACGCUGUCCAUCUGGGACCUGGCCACGCCUACGCCCAGGAUCAAGGCCGAGCUGACGUCGUCGGCGCCGGCGUGCUACGCUCUGGCCAUCAGCCCGGACUCCAAGGUGUGCUUCUCGUGCUGCAGUGACGGCAACAUCGCCGUGUGGGACUUGCACAACCAGACGCUGGUUAGGCAGUUCCAGGGCCACACAGACGGAGCCAGCUGUAUUGACAUCUCCAACGAUGGCACCAAGCUGUGGACCGGAGGGCUGGAUAACACGGUCCGGUCGUGGGAUCUGCGAGAGGGACGUCAACUGCAGCAGCAUGACUUCACUUCGCAGAUUUUCUCUCUCGGCUACUGUCCGACGGGAGAGUGGCUGGCCGUGGGGAUGGAGAGCAGCAACGUGGAGGUCCUUCACGUGACCAAGCCGGACAAAUACCAGCUGCAUCUUCAUGAGAGCUGCGUGCUCUCCCUGCAGUUCGCCUAUUGCGGUAAAUGGUUCGUGAGCACUGGGAAGGACAACUUGCUAAACGCAUGGAGAACUCCGUACGGCGCCAGCAUUUUCCAGUCUAAAGAAUCCUCCUCGGUGCUUAGCUGUGACAUUUCUGCGGACGACAAGUACAUCGUCACCGGGUCCGGGGACAAGAAGGCCACUGUCUAUGAGGUCAUCUACUAAAGCUGCGAUGAAAGUCCCCGUCUGUACCGCUGACAAAAUGAUCACAACGGCCAUUUUUAGAGCUUGAAAUCGUGCACACUCCCUUGCUUUGUUGCCACUGGGACCACGAGAGGGACAGAAAUGUUUGACAGACCGAGCCAGAAGUUACCGGGAAGUUGCAACACUGGCUUUUUUUUUUUUUUUUUUUUUUUUUUUUUUUCUCCCCCCUCUGGAUCACCUCACGGUCGACCGGAGCUUGGAUUUUUACUAAAACAGAGUAAAUGCUAAAAAGCCAACGAGCAUCACUGGACUUGGUCUACAGACGACAGAGGAGACAAAAUGGUGGAGCCGGAGAAUCUCAGAGGCGUGGAGUGUUGCGCUCGGAGCCUGUUGCCUCUUUGCCCUCUGAACCUGAGCUCCCCACACGGAGACGCCUACGCUGUCUCAUUGCGGCCUCUGCUGUCCUUACAGCGAUUCCGCCUACACACAAACACGCAAACGCACGCAUGCCGUAUAACAUCAGCGGAUACAUUCCUGCCAUCAAUUUUUAUCCUGAGGCACACACACAGCAUUUUCCAAUCUCAGAGCAGGGUGUGGAACCUUUUUUCCACUUUCUAUAAAGUCCUCCAAGGGACAUAUAUAUAUAUAUACACACACUAAAUAUGAAAAGUUCUAAUGGAACAAAUGUAUAUAAUGAGCAGCACCAGUAAGCACGUCCGCCUCACGGCCGAGAGCUUCCCUCGUGGAGUUUCUCCAUGUGCUUCCUCGCAUAUUCCUCAAACGUGCAUGUUAAGUUUAAUGGAAGACUCCAGAACUGCCCGUAGGCGUGAAUGGCGACCAGUCCAGGGCGUGAAUGGCGACCAGUCCAGGGCGUGGCCGCCAUCGCUGAAUGUGUGGAUUGGUGUUUGGCCCGUUUCAAAAGGUUCCCUUCUACAUAUUUGAUACUAAAUUGACGAUUUAAAACACAGCAAAAAUAAAUGUCCAUAACAGACAUUUUUUUUAUAUAUAUAUAUAUAUAUACAUACAGGACCUCAUUUAAACCCUUCUUAAAAUUAUUUUUACGAGGGGCGACCAUCCAAAAACUUAAUUUGUAGAAAAUAAAUGACAGGAUGAAACAGUCUUAAUAUUCUGAGCAAGUCUCCAUUAACUAACAAGUCUUAACAAUCAGUGCUUGAUUGAUUAUUUUGACCAUCGCUAGUCUGGAAGAACAAGAAUCGACCGGCAUUCCCGUAAAAAGAUUCAACAAGCAUCCUCCUUGCUCAUAUUUGUGCUUCGUUUAAGUCACAAUAAUUUGACUGUGCUCGUUUGUUUGUUUUGUUUUUUGUUUUUUUUUUUUUCUGUUUUUGUCCAUUGAAUGUUUGUAAAAAUGUAUAUAUAUAUGUUUGUUUUGUUUUUGGUUUCUUACGGGAUGUUUAGAAAUAGGUUUUGUACAUCUUUUACAUGAAUGAGAAACGUGGACGAAGAACUAAAUGGUCUUAACAGCUAAUUUGAAAUGUUUAGAUAAUAAAUGGUGUUGUUUUUUUGUAACUGCGGUGGUAUUUGUGGAAUUUGUUGACACCA